AUGGCACGGGAAGAGUUCAAUAUAGCGACAAACGAAUCGGCAGAAGGAUCAUACAAUGUCCAACAGUGGAACAGCAGUCUGGGCCUGGACGAUGGUGCAACAGAUCGCGCGUAUGCAGAUAAACGCUCUGCAAGACGAAAAGUAGGCUGCGGAUUUAGUGCACUGUGCGUCGGCAUGUUGGUUGCGAUGGUAUUCGCAAUCGUGCUACUAUGUAUCGGGUUUAUAGUGGUGUACGAAAACGAAGGUCAAGUCGUCGCUACGGUUGAUCUUUACACCGAAGAAUUACCUCCAGAGCAAGCUGUUUGGUUUGAAACAAAUAUGGCCGAACUGCGCAACGCUUUCCGUGUAGUGGAAGAGAACAAGAAACGUGCGAAAAAUGUCAUCCUGUUCGUUGCGCUGGACAGUGUAGAUCCGUCCGCUUCGUCGUUUGCGGACCACCCUCGGCCAAUCUGGGAAUCGUUUCCUCACCUUGCGUUGCUUCGUCCAACGACGAUGGAACGCUCAACACGUGCCUCAUUCAAUCCGACCUCCAUGUUCUGCGGCAUUGAAACCGGCUGGCACACGAUCGGGUUUGAUACGGCCGUUAAGCCUUGGGAUGAGUGCGUCAGCAGCACGCCCAACAUUAGCACGCACCAUGCCGCCUCGAUCAUGCAGUGGGCUCAAAGCGUCGGCCGUCGUACUGGGGUGGUAACGAAUGGGGAGAUCGUACAACCGUUCUCAGCCGCAUUGUUUGCGCAUGCGGCCAAUGCUAGCUGGCUGCAUAAUAGUCCAGAUCCAUUGCUAUGCCCGGAUGUACGAUCGCAGCUGCUGCAUGGAGCGGUUGGGAAGCAGCUGAAUGUGAUCGCUGGGACGCUUAAUUGUCCGGACGAAUUUUGCCGGGAAGCGAUCGAAGCGGACUGGGAGAACGAACGUUUGGCGGAAGGAUCCCGCUAUAAAGUAGUGAACGAAUUGAAUGAUCUGUUAGAUCGCAAAUUGAAAGAUGUGGAGUACACGCUCGGGCUAUACGAUGAGCAAACUCUUGCCGAACCAACUGCAUUUUACGAUUUAGUUGUGGGAGCUUUGUCCGUGCUCGAGGGUCCAGAAGGAUUUCUGCUAGUUGUCAUUGCAGAUCCAAAAGUUCAAACCGCUCCAGAGGAAAUCGAUUCUGCAGUGCGAGCCACGCUAAGGAAACUGAGUGGUACGUUGGAUGAUAGUUUAAUCGUGGUGGUACGUUCCGAUGCCAGAGCUGGGGAUGCUGCGUUCGCGACGGUGCACGCCAUUGGACCGAUGUCACACUUGUUGCAUCGGGUGCACAAUCAGACGUUUUUGGCUCACUUCAUCUCGUACGCAGCCCGUAUAGGGCGGUUUAGGGAUGCAGAUCUAACGAAUCUAAUACUACAAAUAAUUUAA
This is a messenger RNA of Anopheles maculipalpis, 1389 nucleotides long. RefSeq names its product alkaline phosphatase 4-like. Gene Ontology annotation, biological process: dephosphorylation. The coding region runs from base 1 to 1389 and encodes 462 amino acids. The transcript is spliced from 3 exons. The record is from RefSeq and is a predicted model, not a curated record. Lineage: Eukaryota; Metazoa; Arthropoda; Insecta; Diptera; Culicidae. Gene Ontology annotation, molecular function: alkaline phosphatase activity.